Molecule: messenger RNA, 1786 nt
Organism: Dicentrarchus labrax (European seabass)
Lineage: Eukaryota; Metazoa; Chordata; Actinopteri; Moronidae
Gene: timmdc1
Product: translocase of inner mitochondrial membrane domain containing 1
Exons: 8
Coding region: 191-1183 (330 amino acids)
Cellular component (GO): mitochondrion
Source: RefSeq, a predicted model, not a curated record
ACAGGGGGCGCUGUUGUCACCGCGUCUACCCGAGGUCAGAGGUCGGGACGACGGCGGGGCUAUCACAAUGUCACCGCAGAAGGGCGAAUAUGUAAAAAUAAAAAUGUUUAUGUAACUAUUGUUGAUAUUUGCGACUCUCGUUGUUGAGGAGUCACACGCUGUUUGUCUGCCUAAUGCCAGCUGAAGCGUGAUGCAUCCAGAGCAGCCCAGAACGGGCCUCGCCCUGCAGAGACGUCGGGCAGAUUCAGCCCCUCGGGCCACGCUGAGCACCGGCCUACUGCAGGGCUUCAUCCAGAGCGCCAGGCCUUCCUCCUUCUGCUUCCUGCUCCCCAGGGUCCACGCAGCUGAUGUGGCUGCUGCCCAGCCUGCACAGAUGCCCUCUUCGUCUACCUCCUCCUCCUCCUCUUUCUCCACCAGUCCUGCUUCUGCACACAUCCUGUCUUCUAGCACCUUGCCAAGGAACAUUGGCAAGCCAGAAUUCCCAGACACGGGAUUGGACCGCAUCAAGGACCUCUUUGACAGAGAUGUGACACGGAGUUACCCAGAGGAGCUGACCAACGUUUUAAAGAGCGGCUUAGUUGCUGCAGUAGCAGGCAUGAUCUACGGAGGCCUGCCGGCAGCUCGCCAUGCCAGGCAGGGGUACAUCCAAUCCAACCAGGCGGCAAUCUAUACCAGCCGUCUGGACGCAGUGCGUUCGGCCCAUAAUGCAGCAAUCCGAGGUUUUGUGAGAUAUGGAUGGAGGUGGGGCUGGAGAGUUGCUGCUUUUGUCACCUUGUACAAUUCAGUCAGCACAGGACUGUCUGUGUACCGAGACAAGUAUACCCUCAGCAAUUAUGCUGCAGCUGGAGCUGUGACUGGGGGCGUUUUCAGACUCAACCUGGGCCUGCGGGGGCUGUUGGCGGGAGGAAUCAUCGGCGCAGUGCUGGGGAUUCCCACUGGUGCUUUGAUCAUGAGCAUGCAGUUGCUGUCAGGAGAACCUGCCAGAGAGAAGAGGAGGAGAGAGCGUCGGGAACUCUAUGAGCUCAAACUUCGGGAAUGGGCGGCCCGUCUGCAGCUGACCGAUGAGCUGAUUGGAGAUCUGAACGCCAGGUCUGUGGCGGCAGAAACCGUUAAGGACAUGCAAAGGAUCGAUGAGCUGCUCAGUUUACCGAAGAACGAGACUCAGGACUCAGGCAGCCAAUGACAGUAGCUGCCUUACUGCCCAGUUACCUGUUGCAAGUUGAAGGUGGGAUUACACAUCUGUGAGGAUAAAUGGGUCACUUCUUUGCCUGGACUCCACACACCUUCUCUUCUAAGCACUGGAAGCCACUUCACAUCAGAAUCAAAAGACGCUGUUAUUGUAUCUCAUCAAUUACUGUCAAGGUGCUCUUCAGUAGCUCUAGUGUGUGUAUGUGUGUACCUGUAACGCCUAUGUUUGUGAGGACCGCUUUGAAUUCUAGACAUUGGGAGAGAUGAUAUUGACUGUUUUGAAGGUUAUGAUUUGGUCUUACGAUUCAGGUUGGAGUUGGAGUUGGGCAUUAAGUUGUGGUGGUUAAAGCUAGAGAACAAAUUCCGUCCUUGAAGAUGGGUAGUUAUUGGGGGAAAAAUAUCAUACAUGCUCCUUUUCUCAGCACAAUUUUAUGUUAAAAGUGAAUUUUGAACAUACAAAAACAGUAUUCUUUAUAUUAAUUUAACUCUUCCACAAUGUUUUGUUCAAAUGCAGCGUCUGAUGAAGCUAAAGUGUUUGGAUAACUUGGCGAUCGGGAUUAAAAGUAAACUGAUUAAAAGUCUUACAGGUAUCAUAUCA